This is a messenger RNA of Aureobasidium uvarum, 261 nucleotides long. The record is from the annotation of a GenBank genome assembly. NCBI's taxonomy places the organism in Eukaryota, Fungi, Ascomycota, Dothideomycetes, Dothideales, Saccotheciaceae.
AUGGAAGCCGCCGCCGAAACAAACAGCGAUCUAGUCAACCUGCUCAACGAAAAGAACAUCACUCUCGCAGAAACCAGAACUGAAGCAGCCCAGAGCGCCGAAGCUGUCAACAAGAUCAUCGACGAGAAUCUUCAGCUCAAGGCCGAGAACGAGCGUCUCCAAGCUGAAGUCAGGGAACUCAGAAUCAAACUCUGGGACGCGACUGAGGAGGAACGCAUGAUGAACGCUGGACGCCUGCGCGAUGUUGUGAAGGUUCUUUGA